Molecule: messenger RNA, 678 nt
Organism: Necator americanus (New World hookworm)
Lineage: Eukaryota; Metazoa; Nematoda; Chromadorea; Rhabditida; Ancylostomatidae
Exons: 6
Coding region: 1-678 (225 amino acids)
Source: RefSeq, a predicted model, not a curated record
AUGGUGAAAUGGCUGGGCAAUAAGCUGCGGAAGGAGUCGAAGAGAAGUGGAUGUGAAGUUACAGCUGCUCGGAUCGAAAAGCACGUGAUAAAUAAGCAUGCUUGGGAACAGACCACAGAAACAAGUCUGUAUACUAGUUGCGGGCACGCUCCUCUUCAAGCAUCGCGUCAAGAGGCAUUGACGGAAGGAAGCAGAGCUUCCUCGAGGUUUCGUGAGAUGCUACUGAAUCGGAGGCUACAAGAGGACUUGCUGAAAGCCAGUUCCCAUGGGGUACUUCCGUAUAUGAGGCUAAAAAUGCCCUCGAUAGACUGUAUUGCCGAAAAGAGAUCUACUACCCCAUCUCGACAUACCAUUUCUAUUGUAAGAUGGACUUCUCGCGUCACCUUCAAGGCUAGCAUUCACCACCAGUGGAGAGAUGAAGUGGCAGAGACAGUGUUGAGAGAAAGAGAGCGUCAACUCCGAGGACGGGACGACGACGACGACGACGAGACGGAGGGAGUUUCCACGGAGACUAGGAAUAAUAGGCUGAACAUGAACAUCAGCUUCGAGGACGUACGAAUACAGGACCUCUUGGAGCAUGAGCAAGAACUGGACAUAGCGGAAGGUACGGAGUACAGCGACAUCGACGCUGUGCUCCACAUAGGUCGAGCUAUGUUUCCAGAGCUGCCUUAUUCCUAG